AGAAGGAUGCUGUUCACUCAUGCGAGGAGCACGCGCAAGAUGACGCGCUGACAUUUUUCUCACAGGAGGCGCGCGCCUCGCCAUGUGCUGCUGUCCGUAUUCAAGAAACAUACCUAGACACAAAGCGGGCGCAUCGUGGUAAAAAACAGCCCCACCCCAAAUAAGCAAUGACCCCAAGCUUCACACUGGUCCUCGUUUACCCAGUUCUACCUCAGCAUUUUUAAGUAGGAUAGGCGACGUCUGUGUCAGCAGGAUGGGACAAAGGCAGGACCGUUUUAACCCUUGCGGUCGCAAACGGAGACCGAAGUGCCUACAUCUCUUUUGUUACACAUUACUGGUUGAUCAGUGAAAAUAAGCGAUGGUUAAUGGAGACGUGUUUGUGCGCGUGAGUGUGUUGGUGUUAAAAAGUGACCCGCCUCUUCCCUCAUUUCCACAGUCCCCUCCCUCAAGAAACCCCCCUUUUCCACUCGCCUUUUGUGUUCACGGUGCCCUACACACCGACUGCAUUCCUGUUUCCCUCAGUAUUGACUCAUUCAAGAGGUCUGUGUUGAAAGAAAGUAUCACAAUUGUGUGGAAAUCACUCGCAUCUACUUCAGUUCUGAGACUUCGUGUUGAGGAAAUACCGUUCAUACUUUCACACGUUCACUUACCUCUAAGGAUAAAGGGGAAGUGGACACAAAUAUACAUUUUAAACGCGUGAAAUGGAUUAAAUCCCAUCGAGGAAAGCUGGAGCACCACAGACGAACCAAGCGACGGAGAAGGGCUCGGAGGGAGUCUAUGAAUUUCCAACAUCAACGAGAAAGAGAUUAUACUCGACCAAACCCCAAAAUGAUGUCUCCAAAAGACAAGCCGAAGAAAAAACCUCCUAAAGACAGCAUAACAUUGCUGCCCUGCUUCUAUUUUGUGGAGCUGCCAAUAGUUGCAUCCUCCAUGAUCUCCCUUUAUUUCUUGGAGCUGACAGACGUUUUGCAGCCAGCCAAAGUAGGUUUCCGUUGCCAUGAUCGCACACUGAGCAUGCCCUAUGUGGAAACAGGAGACGAGCUCAUUCCUCUGCUCAUGCUGCUCAGCCUGGCCUUUGCUGGCCCUGCAGCGUCUAUCAUGCUCGGGGAGGCCUUAAUGUACUGCAUGCAGUCCAAAUUGAAGAUUCCCUCUGGUUCUGAAGGGAGUAUAAACGCAGGAGGUUGUAAUUUCAACUCAUUCUUACGCAGGACGGUCCGUUUUGUGGGUGUUCAUGUGUUCGGGCUAUGUGCCACCGCACUGGUGACUGAUGUUAUCCAGCUGGCCACUGGCUAUCAUGCACCCUUCUUCCUAACCGUCUGCAAACCCAACUACACCCUGCCCGGUGUGGCCUGUGAUAAAAACCCAUACAUAACCCAGGACAUCUGCUCUGGCCGGGACCAGUAUGCUAUUUUGUCAGCCAGGAAAACUUUUCCUUCACAGCAUGCCACUUUGUCAGGCUUUGCAGCCGUCUACAUAUCCAUGUACUUCAACGCCACAAUCUCAGACAGCACCAAGCUGUUGAAGCCUGUGCUGGUGUUUGCCUUUGCCAUAGCAGCAGCCCUGGCCAGCUUGACCCAGAUCACCCAGUAUCGAAGCCAUCCCAUCGACGUCUACGUGGGUUUCGUGAUUGGAGCUGGCAUUGCUGUUUAUCUAGCAUUGUACGCAGUGGGGAACUUUGGAUCAAAUGAAGAGACCUCCCCCAAACCAUUAAAGCAGACCCAUCAACCAACACAAAAAGAUCCUCUGAGAGAACUGACACAGCGUGGCCAUGACUCGGUGUACCAGAAGGGUCAUGCUUCUGAGAGCAAUGACGAACUGUCCGCCCCGCCGCAUGUUGCCGGCCUGAACCGUAAGGUGCGUCGAGAGAAGGCCUCUAUGGGCAGCCUAAAGAGAGCCAGUGCAGACGUUGAGCUCCUGGCUCCUCGCAGUCCAAUGGGAAAGGAGACCAUGGUGACUUUCAGUAACACUCUGCCCCGUGCCAAUACCAAUGCUAUGGAGGAACCUGCUCAACGUCACAUGACCUUCCAUGUGCCAAUGGACUCUCAGCGCUCUAAACAGCUGGUGUCUGAAUGGAAACAGAAGUCUAUGGAGAUGCGCAGUCUUAGCCUGAGGGACGAUGAGGAGGAGGAGGCGGCCGCUGCGGAGGGAGUUGAUGGAAUUGAGGAGGAAGGUAACGACGAGCUGGGCAUGCAGACCUCUCUUUAUCCUACGGUGCAGGCCAACAGGGGAGCAACAGCGACGACGGCAGGAGGGAGCACCAGGGUGAUAAUCCCUCAGAGGCCUGGUGCACCACAGUUAGUUCACAUCCCUGAAGAAGCCACUCGACCUCCACCAGUGUCACCUAAAAGUGCCAUAACGCGUGCAAAGUGGCUCUCUAUGACAGAGAAAGGCGGUCCGGUACCAGCUGCCACUCCGGAACUGCCACGUCUGCCCAACCAGCCGCGGGUUAUGCAGGUCAUUGCCAUGUCAAAGCAACACGGUCCGGUUACUGUUACCACACCCAAGUCUUCUGAGACCGCCUCAUCUUGUGGCACUUCCAGCACAGGAUCAGAGUCUCCCUACUACCGUAUCCCCUCUGACCGAGACAGCGCCAGCAUUGUUACGGUAGACGCUCACGCCCCUCACCACCCAGUAGUGCGUCUUUCUUCAGGCAACGGGAACACAUGGGAUUGGAGGAGCACCACUGGUGCCAAAACUGAGGUUCAGGAGACCAGCCGAACACUGCCCAGGCAGGAGUAUCGUCCAAUCAAAACAGAGUCCCUGUGCUCUUCCUCCACCGAGCAUGAUACGGGGAUCCUGCCUCCCCCACCCCACCCCGACUUGCUCUUGGACGGCAGUCUCAGCCUAGAUUCGUCCCUCCACCGUAACUCCUCCGUCUCAGCGAAAGACUGGGACCCUGGACAGCCUCAUCCAGAACCAGACCACUUCUUUAAGAACUUGCAAACAAACAGACCAUUUAAAGAAUAAUGCAGGGACUCUUCAGACUUCUUUUAGGAGAAAUCCAAUGUGAAUAUUUUUUUGAUGGUUGGUGUGAGAAGGCAGACUUUUUGGUUAUCUCACAUUGAGCAUCUGGGGUGGAUUAGUGCAGUGAAGCACCAGAAGGCUCACACAGACUUGAGGGGGGAAUUGUGAGUAUGUGUGAAUAAAAGCAGACCCACAAAUCUGACAAGACUACGUCAUAAAUUGUCAAAGACUAGGUUUACAUGUACACCAAUAAUGUAAUUUUUCCCAAUAAUCAGAGUAAGGACUUAAAGGAAAACACCAAAGUUUUUCAAUAUUUUACUAUGUUCUUACCUCCACUUAGAUGACAUACCUAUAUUUUUUCAAUGCGUGCACUUAAUCUUUGUACAGCGCGUCGUGGAUGUGUUAGCAUUUAGCUUAGCCCCAUUCAUUCCUUAGGGUCCCAACAGGGAUGAAUUUAGAAGCCACCAAAAACGUCCAUGUUUUCCCUAUUUAAAGACUGUAAGUAUGGUGGCAUAAAAUAAAACUUGGCGAUUUUUUAAGCAGAUAAAAAAUGAGAACUAUAUUGUAUGGCAGAAGAGCACUUAGUUUACAGCACUUCAACCUCAGGUGCCACGUUUUAUUUUGUGCCACAAUACUUACUCGUGUAACUACGGUACUCAAGUAACAGUCUUUAAAUAGGGAAAACAUGGAAGUGCUUCUAA
Misgurnus anguillicaudatus (oriental weatherfish) is the source of this 3665-nucleotide messenger RNA. RefSeq names its product phospholipid phosphatase related 3a (gene plppr3a). The record is from RefSeq and is a predicted model, not a curated record. Gene Ontology annotation, molecular function: phosphatidate phosphatase activity. Gene Ontology annotation, cellular component: plasma membrane. Lineage: Eukaryota; Metazoa; Chordata; Actinopteri; Cypriniformes; Cobitidae. Gene Ontology annotation, biological process: phospholipid metabolic process; signal transduction; phospholipid dephosphorylation.